Mercenaria mercenaria is the source of this 1224-nucleotide messenger RNA. RefSeq names its product NADH dehydrogenase (ubiquinone) complex I, assembly factor 6-like. Lineage: Eukaryota; Metazoa; Mollusca; Bivalvia; Venerida; Veneridae. The coding region runs from base 24 to 1001 and encodes 325 amino acids. Gene Ontology annotation, biological process: biosynthetic process; mitochondrial respiratory chain complex I assembly. The transcript has 10 exons. Gene Ontology annotation, cellular component: mitochondrion. The record is from RefSeq and is a predicted model, not a curated record.
AAUAUUCUACAUAGACACCGAAAAUGGCAGCCUCCAUGAGCAAGAAAAUGUCUUUGAAAUGUCAUUUGAUUUUCAAAGAAAAGUUGUCUUUAAAGAAGCAAUGUCAUGUGAUAAGAUGUUUAAAGAAAAGUAGUAUAGUUAAUUCUUAUUCUACAAAAGCCAGUCCAACACAGUAUUGUCUUGAUUUAGUGAAGAAGAGUGAUUAUGAAAAUUACCUGUGUACAUUGUUGUACCACAAAGACUACAGGACGUCAGCAAUUGCUCUUAGAGCUCUGUAUAUAGAACUUGCUCAGGUUCAGGAUGUAACAAGUGACAAGAUGCGCGCCAUUAUGAGAUUACAGUUUUGGAAGGAUACCAUUGACAAAAUGUUUAAGGGUACUCCACCAGAGACCCCUGUAGCAAUUGCAGCUACAAGAGCUAUCAUGAAGCACAAACUUUCAAAAAUUUGGUUUACUAGAAUUCUGGAAGAAAGGGUACGACAGGUGAACCAAGAUAUGAACAGAACAAUAAAAGAUGUAGAGGACUCAGCUGAAAAUACAGUUUCGGCCCUCACAUAUAUCAUGUUGGAGUCUGCAGGUAUAAAAGAUGUGAAUGCCGAUCACGCUGCUAGUCAUGUAGGUAGAUGUCAAGGUUUGGUGACUCUGCUCAGAGCAACAGCCUACCAUGCCAGCAGAAACAAAGUUUACACACCUAUAGAACUUCUUAUAAAGCAUAAUGUAUCACAGGAACAGAUAUUACGAUGUACGGAUGAUCAGAAGAUUAAAGAUGUAAUGUAUGAUAUAGCAUGUGUGGCACACUCACAUUUAGAAACAGCAAGAGUGAUAAAGGAUGUUCCCAAACAAGCGUACCCAGUGUUACUAAACACGUAUAUCUGUGAUACCUACUUGAAGAACCUUCAGUUAGUAGACUUUAAUGUCUUUGAUGAACGACUGCAUGUUAGAAACCCAAAACUAGCUUGGCAAUUAUGGAAACAGAAGAAUAUACGAAGAACAUUUAAGUGAACAAUUUUGCGUUUUGUGUCUUAUUUAUCUUAUACAUUUUUGCAUUAUUUAUGAGCCAUUUCUCCACAUACCGGCUUUUAAGGAAACAGCUCUGUUCUUCUUGGACAUGAUCACAGACACUCAGGUUUAUUUACAAUUAUAGUGAGUGGUAUAAUUAUAAAUUUACAUAAAUUGGAGCAAAAGUGCUGCAAUGUUGUAUGUACAUAUUAUAUUUGAAGAAGUG